Pararge aegeria (speckled wood butterfly) is the source of this 1374-nucleotide messenger RNA. Its product is annotated as growth hormone-inducible transmembrane protein-like. Gene Ontology annotation, cellular component: mitochondrial inner membrane. Lineage: Eukaryota; Metazoa; Arthropoda; Insecta; Lepidoptera; Nymphalidae. The record is from RefSeq and is a predicted model, not a curated record. The coding region runs from base 139 to 1134 and encodes 331 amino acids. The transcript has 8 exons.
UUUUCUAGAAUCAUAGAAAAAGUCAAACUGCGAAAAUCGAAAUUUUAUUUGGAAAUUGGAAAUACUGUUUUUGGAACAUCUACAUCUGGUUCUAACAAAUUUUCGUCAGUAAAGUUACGUUUUCGUCAAGGUUGCAUCAUGCUUUCACGACUCUGCGUGUCCCGCUCUGCAUUCAGUGUCACUCAUACACUGAAAACACCAGUACCCCAAAGAUUUGUGCCCAAAAAUUAUGUAGUACGAAAUUACGCACGCGAGCCUCGUUCCAGAGUGGCUACACGAUCACAGCCCACAGUAUGGGAAAGGUUGAUGGCUCCAGCUGGUCCUAAUGCUUUUAGCUUGGGGAAAGGUGCUUUAGCAGGUGCCUCAGCUGUGGGCCUUGUGGCAUUGUGUUAUUAUGGAUCAGGUGUCAAACCUGGCACAUUACAAGAGGCACAUCUGUGGCCACAAUUUGUAAAGGAUCGUAUCAAAGCAACAUAUGGAUACAUUGCUGGAUCACUGGUUCUCACAGCUGGUAGUGCAAUAACUGUUUUUAGAACUCCAGCCCUUCUCAACUUAGUUGCUCGCAAUGGAUGGAUGUCGAUUAUUGUGACCAUGGCUCUGAUGAUUGGAUCGGGUAUGGUUGUCAGAGGCAUGGAGUACAAGCCAGGAUUUGGCGCCAAACAGCUUGCAUGGAUGGUGCACACAGGAAUUAUGGGGGCUGUUAUUGCACCUAUUUGCUUCCUUGGAGGACCGGUGCUUAUGCGUGCGGCUUGGUACACAGCCGGUGUAGUUGGAGGCCUGAGUACGAUCGCAGUGUGCGCUCCUUCGGGAGAGUUCCUUAACAUGCGUGCGCCGCUUGCCAUGGGCCUUGGAGCAGUGUUCGCCGCUUCAAUUGCCGGCAUGUUCCUACCACCCACCACCGCGCUCGGAGCAGGAUUGUAUUCUCUGAGUCUUUACGGUGGUCUGAUUGUAUUUGGUGGAUUCCUUCUGUACGACACGCAAGCCAUUAUCAAACGAGCCGAAAUGCAUCCAACGUUUGGAUUCCAACCCUACGACCCGAUUAACUCAGCCAUCUCAGUGUACCUAGACAUUCUGAACAUCUUCAUGCGCAUUGCUAUGAUCCUGUCUGGCGGUGGAGGAAAUAAGAGGAAGUAAACGAAGCCGGCGAUUAUAAUUAGUACCUAUUUAUUAUUAGUAACAGAAAUUAGCAAGCAGGAGUUACAUUCGGUUUAUGUACUUUUUAGCUUAGCAAAUUUUCGUGCUUCGUUUCGGCCAUUGAAAUUGUAAGCUGUUGUGAUAUUGUAAAGAGUAAAGGCGUAAGGUAUCGUUAAGUAUGCGUAAAUAGAAUUUAUCCUAGAAUAUUUCGGAAAUAAAUUGACAUGUGUUUAUUAUUUA